Musca vetustissima is the source of this 1353-nucleotide messenger RNA. RefSeq names its product beta-1,4-glucuronyltransferase 1-like. The record is from RefSeq and is a predicted model, not a curated record. Lineage: Eukaryota; Metazoa; Arthropoda; Insecta; Diptera; Muscidae. The coding region runs from base 1 to 1353 and encodes 450 amino acids. The transcript is spliced from 2 exons.
AUGAAUUUGAAAACGCUGAAGCUGUUCCCGUGUAUUUAUCGUCGAAAUUUUGAAGUGUUUUUGCUGAUAUGCACCAUAUCGAUUGCCUGCAUCCUGUUGACCCAUCAUGUUCGUACAGCCAUAAAGGAGGUUCGAUACGAUCGACAUUUAUAUGCCGAACGUCAACAGGCUCCGCCACAGGAUAAACGACAAAUGCGAAAUGCGGAAUUGAAAUCGAUGCUACAUUGCUUCGAUCGGCCACUGCAUAUGGAACAAUUGCAGUAUGGCAAAUAUUGGUUGUUGCAGAAUUUAAUACGAGGACGUCUUAGCAUCAAUAUGGGAUGUUCAGAAUCUAUAACCUAUACCACAAAUGGGGAUUACACAUUUAUUGAUAAUAUCGGGAUGGUGGUGACACGCUGGAUGGGUCCCAUCAGCUUUGCCCUCUUCGCCCCUGGCUACGAUUUCAAUGCCACCAUGGACUCUAUUCAAUAUGCCCGCCACUGCUUACCCGAAAGUGGCCUGAUACGAGAUUAUGUCACCUUUCAUAUCUAUUUUCCGAAUGAUCAUAUGCCCGAAGAACGGGUACCCCUGACCGAAGAAGAAGCCUUGGAGUGGCCCUAUGAUUGUCAAUUGGCUGAGGCGCCCUAUGAGAAUGUGAAUCGCAGUGAAAUGUACAAAACGAAGAAAUAUCUCCAAUAUCCCAUAAAUGUGGGACGGAAUGUGGCAAGACGGGCCGCAAAUACCCAUUUUAUUUUCGCCUGUGAUAUUGAGCUGUACCCCAGCCGGGGUCUGAUAGAACAAUUCUUAGAUAUGGCUUAUCGGAAUAUAAGUGUGGUACUGCCGGGCUCUGAUGGCAGGGCAUUGAAGGUUUUUGCUUUGCCAGUUUUUGAGUUGGAAAAAUCCGCAGCCAUACCGGAUACCAAGAAGGAACUGGUGGCAAUGUUGAGGACAAAGAAGGCAAUACCUUUUCAUUAUAAUGUCUGCAAAUCGUGUCAUGUUGUGCCGGAUCAAGGGAAAUGGGUCAAUGCCACCUACAGUGAACGAUUGACGAUAUUCUCUGUGGGCAAACGCCAUAAGAAAUUCGUCUACUGGGAGCCAUUCUACAUCAGUGACAAUCAUGAGCCGCUAUUCGAUGAACGGGUCACGUGGGAGGGUCAAUCCAAUAAGCGCAUCCAAAAUUAUGCCAUGUGUUUAUUGGAUUAUGAAUAUCAUGUGCUGCAUCCGGGAUUUUUGGUCCAUUCACCGGGCAUUAAGAAAUUCAAUCCGAAUUCGGAACGUCUGCAGUAUGUCGGUCCAAUGAAUAAAUUUAUUGAGAAAAAAAUUAAACCCGAAUAUGCGAUACUCUAUGGUAGAAAUAAGGAAUGUAAGGUGUGA